UGACAGCUAAACCGGAACUUGAGUUCCGGAAGUGUACAGCUUGAGUGUUUUGGGGGGUUGAACCGAAUCGAGGAGCGAUUUUUUUAACCAGCGGCUCCUUUAACAUCAGAUAAACGAAUUAACAAAACGAAUGCUGUCUUGGUUUAAGUUUUCUCCUACUCCUUGUGUCAACUUUCCUACCUGGCUAAAGUUUAUCUUUGCAAACAACCAAUCAGCAGAUUUCACAAAUAUCAGUGUUAAGCUUAGGUUAAGCACAAGGCAUCCAGAGGAAUUUCCAGUUGCUGCAGAAUCUGUUUGCUCACAGAGAAAUUAAGCCAAAUCAAGGCAUGGAGAAAACUCACCGCUGUUCUGACUGUGGGAAAAGUUAUGCUAAAAAGAGUAAUCUAAAUUUACACCAGCGCACUGACACUGGAGAGAAACCAUUUCACUGUUCAGACUGUGGGAGUCGUUUUUAUCAACUGUGUCUUCUUAAAAAACACCAGCUCAUUCACACUGGAAAGAAACCGCAUCACUGCUCAGACUGUGGGAAGAGUUUUAUUCAACUGAGUGAUCUUAAAAAACACCAGCGCAUUCACACUGGAGAAAAACCGUAUUGCUGCUCAGACUGUGGGAAGAGUUUCAGCAACCCGAGUAAUCUGAAUUCACACCAGCGCAUUCACACAGAUGAGAAACCGUAUCACUGCUCAGACUGUGGAAAGAGUUUUAAGCGUCCGGGUGAUCUGAAACGACACCAGCUCAUUCACAAUGUAGUGAAACCGUAUUACUGCUCAGCUUGUGGAAAGAGUUUCAGCAGCCUGAGUAAUUUCAAAAAACAUCAGCGACUUCAUACAGGAGAAAAUGUGUAUUGCUGCUCAGACUGUGGGAAGAGUUUUACUAGUCCGAGUGAUCUGAAACAACACCAGCUCAUUCACACAGGAGAGAAACCGUUUCACUGCUCAGUGUGUGGAAAGAGUUUUAACUUACUGAGUACUCUCAAAAAACAUCAUCGCAUUCACACUGGAGAGAAACCAUUUCACUGUUCAGACCCUGAGAAAAGUUAUGCUAAAAAGAAACAUCUGAAAAAACACCAGCGCAUUCACACUGGAGAGAAACCGUAUCACUGCUCAGACUGUGGGAAGAAUUUUAUUCAACUGAGUGAUCUUAAAAAACACCAGCGCAUUCACACUGGAGAGAAACCGUAUUGCUGCUCAGACUGUGGGAAGAGUUUUAUUCAACUGUGUGAUCUUAAAAAACACCAGCGCAUUCACACUGGAGAGAAACCGUAUUGCUGCUCAGACUGUGGGAAGAGUUUUAUUCAACUGUGUGAUCUUAAAAAACACCAGCGCAUUCACACUGGAGAAAAACCGUAUCACUGCUCAGACUGUGGGAAGAGUUUCAGCAACCCGAGUAAUCUGAAUUCACACCAGCGCAUUCACACAGACGAGAAACCGUAUCACUGCUCAGACUGUGGAAAGAGUUUUAAGCGUCAGGGUGAUGUAAAUCGACACCAGCUCACUCACAAUGUAGUGAAACCGUAUUACUGCUCAGCUUGUGGAAAGAGUUUCAGCAGCCUGAGUAACCUCAAAAAACACCAGCGACUUCAUACAGGAGAAAAUGUGUAUUGCUGCUCAGACUGCGGGAAGAGCCUUACUAGUCCGAGUGAUCUGAAACAACACCAGCUCAUUCACACUGGAGAGAAACCGUUUCACUGCUCAGUAUGUGGAAAGAGUUUUAACUUACUGAGUACUCUCAAAAAACAUCAUCGCAUUCACACAAGAGAGAAACCCUAUCUCGGUUCAGACUGAUGGGAGUGAUCUGGGAAGCCCCGCCCAUGCAUUCUGGACGUGUAUAUCCUUUAAUGUACACUUUGUAAGGCUAUUCCAUGGGGUACCCUAAUUGUCUUUGCACACCUCCGCUCCUCACCUUGGGCAUUGUGUUAAAAGUACCAUUAAUCAAUUGUUAAUCAAAUUAAGUCUGAAGCCUGGCCAAAAGGCAGUUGACACCUCUUGCUCGCAGAUGUCUACUGAGGUGAAGAAUCUUUUAAAUUCUGGAUCUGAAAUGUAUCUUGUUAAUAUGAAUUGUGAAUGUCUUCGUGUUUGGUAUCAUUUUAAUGGUCUCAGUGUGAGAAGUACAAUGGUCUCAGUGAAGAAAUGUUAAAGAUAACCUUAAUAGAACAUCUCGGAACUUUGAGAGGAAUGUCUCCAUUCUGAAGAGACACUCCCCUUCUUGCUCCUGAUGGGUUUAGGAUUGCCCCGUGAUGGUCAAAGGCCAUGAUGAACAAUGGUCAUGAUAGUCGGUAAAUAGUGCCAAAUUGUGUAUUGUUCUGGUAGGAUAUUUAAGGAAAGCACAAAGACCUACUCUCUGAGUUUAUCUGUAACCAAGAGACCUCCCAUGCUCUGCAUGUAACAACUAUUUUAAAUAUACUAUGCAACAUUGUAUUUCAAAUGUACUAUGCCAUAUUCUUAACUGUUAUCUUGUUUGACUUGGUCUUUAUAUUACUUUAGGAAUAUUGUUAUAUUGUUUCACAUGGCAAUUUAAGUCACAAUAAACCAUUAACUGUUAAUCUGUAGUAAUUACUUUGUUGAGGCUUUUUCUUAGUAGGCCUAGGAGCCAAAGAGGUCUGUAGUCUGAGAUUCUUUGAGUUUCUAGACCUUCAUAGUUAUAUAGUGAGUUUCACUGGGUGCUAUACCAAGCUCUUAACCGCUGAGGGGCACAUGAAGUUUGAGUGUUAUGUUCUGUAACUGUUUAUGUAGAUUAGAUUGAACCGCUGAACAUCUCAACCUAGGUACCGGGCUGUUUUCACAUGUUAUGUAGUAUUGUUGGCUAUGCCAUAUUUAAAACCUCUGAGGGAAACAGAUAAGAUUGAGUGUUAUGUUCUGUAACCGCUAGUGUAGACUAAGUUCUGGACCGCUGAACAUCUCAACCCAGGUACCAGGCUGUUCUCACAUGUUAAGUAGUAUUGUUGUCUAGCUUUUAUGCCUAUAUCUCCUAUCACUGAACUAUUUAACCAGACCUGGUUUUAUUAGACUGAUUCUACUUCUCAAGUAAGUUUGUCACUGAUAAUAGUUAACUGGUAAUUUGUGUUGUUAGAAUAUCAUGUUCAUUUAGAAGGGCAAGGUUGUUUCAUGUUGUGACAGGAUGCAAGGACAAGAUGUUGACAACUGCAGAGGGAGAUACACGCUAUUUGAGUGAUUGUGCUAGUAACAAGUCAAGUAGUCAAGUAGUUUUAUUGUCAGUACUGCAUAUGUACAGGACAUACAGAGAAUUGAAAUUACGUUACUCUCCUUCCCAAUUUUACAGCAAGUACAGAUAAAAGAUAGAUAAUAAAAGAGAGAAUGGGAGACACUAUGUGUACAAUACAGCAGGGACACAAAUAGACAUACAUGAGACGGAAACAAGGUGCAGUAGUGGUGGGGAGAAAUAGAUAUAUAAAUGUAAGUAAAAAUAAAUAAGAUAUAUAAUCUAAAAGAGUGGGAGACACUAUAUGUACAAUACAACAAGACACAAUAAACCUAAGUAAGACGAAAGACAAUAGUGCAAUAUUGAUGAUGAUUGAGAUGGAAUGACGGUAUAAAUAGAACCCGUAUAACAGUAGUGCAAAUAUGGUAUAUAGCUUAAGGCUGGUAAAGUGAAAAAACCUCUCCUUAGAAAGGCCAGAAGACACCGAAGGCCACGGGAACGGACAACAACAUGAUGUUUGGACUUUGUGACGUACACCUUGUUGAUGCAACAUAUGUAAUGCAUUGUCAUGUGUAAUCAGUAGUGUAAUGUUGAUACAUUUAAAGAACCAAUCCUAGACACAAUUAUGUCAUUAUUGAAUUUUAUAGAACCAAUUAGAACAUGUAUCCUGGUAAAGUAGACUUACAUGUAAUUGUUAUUCAAGUAUAACUGUUAAUGCAGAGACAGAAAAGUCAAGACUUUUCCUGUAGCUCUCGAGAUUGGAAUACUUUACUUUUGACCAUCUACAACAUUGGUCAAAUGUUGGUCACCAGCGCAUUCACACUGGAGAGAAACCGCAUAACUGCUCGGAGUGUGGGAGGAGUUUUAAAUAACUGAGAUCUCUCAAAAAACACCAGCGCAUUCACACUGGAGAGAAACUGCAUCAAUGCUGAGACUGUGAAAACAGCGUCAGGCAUUUGUAUACAUUUCAGAAACACAAGUGCUGAGGUACGAGAUAAGCUCUCCAUUGACUUUCAUUCAUUGCAAGAUAUCUUUGAAGCAAUAAUAAAGUUUUCUUCCAGACAUUU
Astyanax mexicanus (Mexican tetra) is the source of this 4226-nucleotide messenger RNA. RefSeq names its product zinc finger protein 271-like. Lineage: Eukaryota; Metazoa; Chordata; Actinopteri; Characiformes; Acestrorhamphidae. Bases 327 to 1784 code for a protein of 485 amino acids. The transcript has 2 exons. The record is from RefSeq and is a predicted model, not a curated record.